This is a messenger RNA of Theileria orientalis strain Shintoku, 1293 nucleotides long. RefSeq lists its product as hypothetical. Bases 1 to 1293 code for a protein of 430 amino acids. The transcript has 2 exons. NCBI's taxonomy places the organism in Eukaryota, Apicomplexa, Aconoidasida, Piroplasmida, Theileriidae. The record is from RefSeq and is a predicted model, not a curated record.
AUGGACGACGCAGAGGCUUUUAAUGAGUUUAUCGCAAACACAAAGGAUGAUUUAUUCGCCGAUGAUGAUGAAGAUGAUUAUUUGAAUGAAGAAUACUAUAAUAGGGAUCAAACGAGCACAAAUGUAGAUGAAUAUUUGAGGAAGAAGAACGCAAAAUAUGGACCAUUCACCACGGCGACGUUCUGGUCGAGAACAGACAACGCUAAAUAUGACCUUAAAAAUCACCUCUGGGACUUCAUGGUAUACAACAACAUAAGAGAGCACUCGUGUAACAACUAUAGAAGUAAAGUUGAAGUGAUGAGAUCGGAGUUGGUGGUAAAUAUAGUGAAUUGUGAAAAGGACCUGUUGGAUCAUCAAAGUUGCCAAAAUCUACAGGACCUACCCUCGGAUGAAAUAGAGACCUGUUUUUAUAAUUUGGUAUCGGACCUGCUGGAAAUAUACGGGGUCAAGCUGAACAAGUCGGACUUUAUGCCCGAAAACGUGAGUGAAACGGAAGUAAGCAGAGAAGUGGAGCAGUACGUAGGGUCGCACAUGUCAGUAAUACAACUGGACAGACAGAUAAGAGAGUACAAAAAGAGAAAAAUGGAAUUGGUAAAAUCGUCGCUGUUCGAGCUUCUGAAGAGCUUUAACGAGUUCAGAAACAAGAUACUGGAAGAGGUGUACCAGGACUCGAAGGCAGGGAAGAUGGACCUGACAAGAUUCGUCAAAAACAUGGAUAAGGUCACGUCGAGAUUCGACUUCUUCGGAGAGUACAGGUUUCACAACAUAAGAACCUACUACAAGAACAAGGAGGAGCUGGACAACUUCGUAGAAAACUACGUUGCCUUCAACAACUUUACAAGCGACUUUACGCAGUUCGUAAACACAUUUAACCCGAAUUACUCAAGUUCACACAUGACCACAACAAGCAAAACGGAUACAGGUAACGAAAGCAAGGUACCAUCACAUGAUAUGGGUGGUAGUAGUACAAGUAGAUCAACAGAAGUGGAUGAUGUUGGUGGCAACAGGGAACCAUAUUCAAUGCCUGAGGAACCAACGGAAGAUGACAUAAAUGAGAUAUUUGAUUACUUGGGAGGAAUGCAAUCGCAAAAUUAUGUAGAAACACAGGAAGUUGAAAGAGAAACAGUUGAAAAAGAACAAGGAGAACACGUGGAUGCCACGGAGCAAAAACGUGCAGAAGAGCCAGAAAAAACUGCAGAAGCAACCGAGGAAAUGGAGGUAGAUGAGGAGGAGUCAGAAAAUUUGAAGCUUCUGGAAGAGGCAAGGAAGAAGGCAGCGGAAAUCCUAAGGUAA